Messenger RNA from Phytophthora infestans T30-4, 636 nucleotides. RefSeq lists its product as uncharacterized. The record is from RefSeq and is a predicted model, not a curated record. The coding region runs from base 1 to 636 and encodes 211 amino acids. The transcript has a single exon. NCBI's taxonomy places the organism in Eukaryota, Oomycota, Peronosporomycetes, Peronosporales, Peronosporaceae.
AUGGAUACACUCUACGCCCAAACUGAUGCAGUUAUUAGUGGCGUCAACUUUGAGAUGUCGCCACCUCUGACGUACGAGUUGAAGCGGAAGUGGAGCAAGGACAAAAGUUUCCUCGAGAGUGCCGACGCGACAGUGAUCCCGUUUAGCUUCGAGCACACGUGUCGCGCAGUAUCGUUGAUGAUAUUGGCUCCGAGCUACAACGACGAGCUUGAAGACCCCGAGAACACGGCGAUCCGAACGUAUCGCUUGAAUUUCUCUCGGGAACUGGGCAACAGUGCGACGUUGGUGGUUUCCAAUGCCGUAAAGAGAUACGUCGAGUCAAAUCGUGCUGUGUUUGUGUGGCGAGCUCUUGCUGAAGGUCAGGGCGAGUUUGACGGUCUUCAGACGGUCGAGACUGCGUGGUUUGUAGUGCGUCCACUGACUGAAACGCGGCCAAAUAACCCGCCAAAGAUGAUAAUGGAGAGUUAUACGCACUUAGUUCCCGUGGGAUUCGGCAGACCAUCGGAUAACGACGCGCGAGCUGACAAGUUCAGCAAGAUCCUGGCUAAAGCCGACGAAGCUGAUGUCAGCGACAUGAAACAAAUGCUCGGUAAACUGUUGCUCGAUGAAGCGCGGUCGAAUACGGAGGCCCCGUAG